AACUGACCGCGCGAAUGCAAACACUUCAGGAAUCCCCCAAUGGCUGAAAAAUACUAAAAUUCGGCCGAGCAGCAGCUAUAAUCCAGUCGACGCAGCAGCACUGCCAGAGACCCAAACAUUUCGCUCCCUUGUUCGGUUUACUGCAGCGCAAUUAAAUAAGAUACGUUUGUUGUGGCCAGUGCUGCAACCCACCACGGCCCGCAUCAACCACUGCACCACUCCCUUUCGCGAUGUCACAGGUUUACUUGCUGCCGGUGGCCACGUUCCUGAUCUUCCAGGUCACCUUCCUCGGCACAUACAUCUUCGCCGUGCUGGAGGGGCAUGUGGUGCCCACGGUUCCCUACAUCAGCGAUGCGGCCACCUACUCGCCGGAGAGCUGUGUGUUCGGCCAGCUUAUCAACAUAGGCAGCGUUCUGCUGGGAAUCACCAUCUACGUGCGCUAUCGCCAGGUGCUGCAGCUGUAUGAACACCACCCGGAACUGGACGUCUCGGUGCUGCGCCAGAACCGAAUGGCGCUGUGGUUCGGACUGGUGUCCUGCCUGGGCAUCAGCUUCGUGGGCAACUUUCAGGAGACGAACGUGCGGAUUGUCCACUUCAUUGGUGCCUUCUGCUGCUUUGGCUGCGGCACCUUGUACUUUUGGAUGCAGGCGCUCAUCUCGUAUCUGAUCUUCCCCAUGUCGGGCACCCGCAUUUACGCCCACUUGCGGCUGGGCAUGUCCGUGUUCUGCACGAUCCUCUUCAUCCUGCUGGCGGUCACCGGCGUGAUGUCGCACAUCCUGUUCAAGGGACAGAAUCCGCGGAAGUGGUAUCCCUCGGACGGCGGUUGGUACUUCCACGUGGUCAGCUCCAUUUCGGAGUGGAUCAUCGCCACCAUCUUCAGCUUCUUCAUCCUCUCCUUCACGAAUGAGUUCCGCGACGUAUCGCUAUCGCAUCCCCAGAUUGCCCUGAUGUCCUAUUCGACCACCAUUUAGAGUUUACCUUCGUAGAUUAGAUAGGAGUAGAGAUCGGCGUCUGGAGUAGCCAGCGGUUCCUGCAGCUUCAACAUUUUAAGUACAAUCCAAGGUGGCAAGAGCACGGGUCUCGAGGACGUCGUGCUAGUCCGGGUGAUGUGCAUUUGCGGCCUCUCGCCUGCCUUCCCUCUCUUUCCGGUGCUCUUUCUCUGUCGGAUUGCUGUGAUAUGUGCAAAGUGUUUCCCAAAGAUGGGGAUCGAGUAGUUGCAAGUGGCGGAAAGCUGCUUGAUUGCGUUACAUUUAUUGUUUACCCGCGUUCGUUUUACAUUACACAUUUGAAUUACUAAAUCGAACUAAUCGGUAGAAAUGAUCUGUAAAUCUGUAAAAUAAAAAGCAAUUAAAUAAAAA
Messenger RNA from Drosophila santomea, 1358 nucleotides. RefSeq names its product DNA damage-regulated autophagy modulator protein 1. The transcript is spliced from 4 exons. The record is from RefSeq and is a predicted model, not a curated record. NCBI's taxonomy places the organism in Eukaryota, Metazoa, Arthropoda, Insecta, Diptera, Drosophilidae. The coding region runs from base 231 to 971 and encodes 246 amino acids.